Messenger RNA from Neodiprion fabricii, 5553 nucleotides. RefSeq names its product pre-mRNA-processing factor 39-like (gene Prp39). Gene Ontology annotation, molecular function: protein binding. The record is from RefSeq and is a predicted model, not a curated record. The transcript is spliced from 13 exons. Lineage: Eukaryota; Metazoa; Arthropoda; Insecta; Hymenoptera; Diprionidae. Gene Ontology annotation, biological process: RNA processing; mRNA 5'-splice site recognition. The coding region runs from base 33 to 3302 and encodes 1089 amino acids. Gene Ontology annotation, cellular component: U1 snRNP; U2-type prespliceosome; commitment complex.
UCCGAUCACUCGAAGCAUACUUAAUCCCAGGCAUGGACGCACAUACACAACCAACAACAGAAAGGAAAAAGACUAGAAGAAAGAAAAUGGCGUCGUUAAGCGGCGACGAGAGUGAAAUUAUCGCUGCCGAGCCAGUCAGGCGAACCAGGUCCGGCCGUGCUGUGACCAAUUUAAUCGUUACCAAAAAAUCACCGGUCAAAAAAUUACUCGCUAGAGCUACUCGCUCCCACAAGAAGGCCCGCGAGGGCGAGGAUUACUUGCAACCGGAACCUGAGGAGGAGGUUUAUCUUGGCGAGGAGGAGAAUUUGGAAGAAACUGAGGAUGCCUCGGAGAAUGGUCUGCUCCAACAGACACUGGAGAGUUCCAUCAGCGAGCAAACUGUCGAAGAAGAAGGUACGACCUUUCACCUCGAACUUGAAGACUCGCAGGAUAUAGUUUUGGUUCAAGACACGGAUAUCUUACAUCAGGAUCAAAAUCCAGAUACAGAAAUCAGAAUUGUGUACCGAGACAGAGAUGUCGAGGAGGAAGUUCCUGAGCUUGAGGCUCCGCCGCCACCCCUCGUCACCAAAGUUACACCCUCAGGCUCCAUUGUUUCCACGCUGAAAGUAAAGGAAACAAUUCAGCUUAUAGACACGGAAAUGUCUGAGAACAGUAUGGAGCCUGCAGAGCUUGAUGCUGAGGAGGAAGUGGAGUCCGAAGAAGUGAUGGAGACCAUCGUAGAAGAAAAUGACGAGGUGAUGGAUGACUUCCACCAUGUUCUUAAUCAGGGAGAAGAGGCGGAGGAGAUCGUAGAGAUGGAGCCAUUGGAAAAUGGGACACAAAAUUCGUUUGUGCAUGAAAGUCUGACAGGCUUUCAAAUGGAUGUCGAAUCUUUGAAAACCUCAUCCGUUGAUCACAGCAUGCUCACUACAGACAGCAUAGAAGCUGACACAAAGAGGCCAGAAAGCUCGGAUGAAAAUCCAGAUGAAAAAGAAGAGAAAGCUGAACCUGAUACAGAGGCCGUUUCUGAAGAUGAACUUCCAACUGAAGCUGCCGCUAAGGAACCCGAAACAGAGGCAGUUUCAGAUGAAGAGUUGCCUGCCGCAGCACCUGCAGAUCUUGGAGAGACGGAAUCUGUUUCCGAGGAUGAACUCCCACCGGAUGGUGACAAGAAAAAGAAAGCCGGAGCUAAAGCACUUAGCAAAGCUGCAGCAGACAGUGCGAAGACAAAGCCUGAGGGAGGUGCAGGUAAACGUAAAUUAAACGCUGAAGGAGAGUACGACCCAAGUUCUCCGACAUCUGAAAACAAUGACGAAACACCUGCCAAAAAAGUUGCAAUUACCUCGGGAGUUGAAGGGGCUGAAAACAAGCCAGAGGCGAAGCCAGCAUCUCCGAAAAAAAAAGCACUCCCAGAGCUUGACAAGUAUUGGAAAGCUGUAAACGAAGAUCCCUCUGAUUUCACUGGUUGGACUUAUCUUCUUCAAUAUGUGGACCAAGAGAAUGACGCAGAAGCUGCACGAGAGGCGUAUACGAAAUUCUUGGAGCGUUAUCCAUACUGUUACGGAUACUGGAGGAAGUUCGCGGAUUACGAAAAGAAGAAAGGAAACCCGGAGAAUUGUCAAACGGUUUUUGACCAAGGAUUGAAAGCGAUAUCGCUCAGUGUCGAUCUAUGGCUGCACUACAUCAAUCAUUGCAAAACAGUUUAUGAAAACGAUGAAGAAAAACUUCGGGAACAAUAUGAGAGAGCCAUAGAGGCCUGCGGACUGGAAUUCAGAUCUGACCGUCUCUGGGAGAGUUACAUCAAAUGGGAGUUGGAGGCAAAGCGUCUAAGUCGAGUGACCGCUCUGUACGAUCGCCUGUUGUCAACGCCUACGUUGUGCUACCUGUCGCACUUUGAGGCCUUUCAGGAAUUCGUCUCGUCGAAUCUUCCCAACAAAAUCUUGAACGUCGACGACUUUCUUACCCUACGUGCCGAGGUUAAGGCUCUUCUCAAAUCGGAUGAGGCUACCACCGCAACAGCUUCGGUAGCGGACGAUGCACCGCCUGGAGAAGAACCAUCGCCACACGAGGUCCCUCCCACUGACGAGGAGACCCGGGCUAUCAGAGAGAAAAUCAUUAGCACCAGGCGAAAAAUGCACAAGGCCAACGUCAACGCUGUCGCUGCAAGAUGGUCGUACGAGGAAGGGAUCAAGAGACCUUAUUUCCACGUUAAGCCCCUCGAGCGGUGUCAACUGAAGAACUGGAAGGAGUAUCUAGACUUCGAGAUCGAGCAAAAAGAUCCGGCUAGAAUCAUCAUACUUUUCGAGCGCUGUUUGAUCGCCUGCGCUCUGUAUGAUGAAUUCUGGAUGCGAUUUGUACGUUAUUUGGAGACUCAAAAGAGCGAGAACGCUGAGAAGAUAAGAGACGUGUAUUCACGCGCGUGCAUAGUUCACCACCCGAAAAAACCUAACUUGCAUUUACAAUGGGCGACGUUUGAGGAGGGUCAGGGAAACUUUGAAAAAGCAUCGGAAAUACUGGAGAAAAUUGACGCGGCAUUGCCUAAUAUGCUGCAGAUCGCGUACCGUCGUGUAAAUCUCGAGCGCCGAAGAGGGGAUUUGGACAAGGCCUGUGCCCUGUACGAGAAUUACAUAAGCAACAGCAAAAAUCGCACGAUAGCCAACAAUGUGGCUGUCAAAUACGCGAGGUUUUUGUGCAAGGUCAAGAACGAUAUUGAUAAAGCCGUAAAAGUACUCCUCAAGGCGACCGACAAGGACAAGGACAACCCGCGACUUUAUCUACAACUGAUCGACCUCGGCCUGCAGCGGAGCCCGGUCGACACCUCGGAGGUCGUCGGGUACAUGGACAUGUUCAUAGAGCGCGAGCAUGCCGACCUCGAGCAGCGAGUACUAUUUGCGCAAAGAAAGGUCGAGUUCCUUGAAGACUUCAGCCCGGACAUACGCCAAGUACUUAAGGCGCACGAGCAGUUCCAGAAGUGCAUAAAACAAGCCAAAGAAAGAAAGAAGGCGAAGAACGAGGACAGCAAGAGCGAGACGUCACCGCCAAAGAAAGUCAAGCCUGGCGACCAAUCCAGCAUUCCACCGCCGCCUUCGGUCGGCUCGCAGUCUUCUUACCAGUACGGAAGCGGACCGAGCGGCCCGUAUCAGUCCCAGCAGCCUUUCCAGGGUGGACAGUACAGCGGGCAGGGUAGUUACCAGCAAGGAUAUCAGCAGUACCCGCCACCGUCGGAUCCGAAUUACGCGAAUUAUCAAAACUGGCAGUACGGUCAGGGCGGACCUCAGGCUUACGGCCCCUACAAUCAGUGGGGAUCGUACAAUUACUACUAAGCACAGUCGCGAAAGAGGUGAUCUUUGUACAUUCUUUUCAAUAGUCUAGCUGUUACUGCUGCUGCUGGUGGUGAUCAACGCGCGUUGCGAGUCUCGUUCAAGGGGCAUUUGCCUUCUGAAAUAAGUAUUUUUUCUUUUUCUUUUUUUUUUUUUUUUAUCCUGUUGUUAAAAUUAAUUUUUAUUUUGUUCAAAAGUGAGCGAAAUCAAUCACGUCUCUCAAGCCAAAAUUUUCGUCGUACAUAUGCAGUGGACAUUAAGACUUUCGGGAUUGAAAUAGAGACGAGAAGAGGUAAGAUAAGAUAAGAUAAGAAACGAUGCGUAUCUGAUUAUGUGAAAAAAUAAAUUACUCAUUGAUUCCUUUUGUCGCUAGAGGGAAAAAAACUUUCCUUUUCUAAAGGAAUUUUGUUUAAAUUAUUCACACGCCGAUAAUGCGAAUUGCGCGUCGUUCGCCCCUUGAACUAAUCUGUCGGUGUAUUAAUAUUAUUUCCAACCAGCCUAGACCCACGGACACUUACACACGCAUAUUCAAUCACACGCAAUCUUCACUACUGUUGAACCGCGAACGCGAUAAGUAAAACUAAGAAAACAGGUUCUCAUGUUAUAUUAAUAUGCAUAAGGUAAGAGAUAAGACAAGGCAGAGGGCAAAAGAAAGAAAACAAAUAAGAAACGAAAUACAAAAAUCCACGUUUCACAUGCACGUUCGUUUACUAUUAGAUCACAAUGGGAUUUUCCUUCGACAUAGAAACGUGUUUUAUAAUAUUACUCUUAUGACCUUAAAAUAAGUGAGUCUGAACAAUAAUUUGAAAAACCAAAUACAAAAAAGAAACAACAAAUUACAGUAUAAACUCACAAUUAUCGUUCAAGUUUGACGAAAAUAAUCGAAUAAAAAGCAAAAUAAAUUAAAUAAUUACGUUAAUAUACAUUCGUAAUAGUAAUAAAUGUUAAUAAAUUUUUAUCGAACUCGUGACGAAUCGUUUUACUUGGCGAUGGUUGGUUAUUAGCUGUGUGAAUUAUAUGAAAAUGAGGAGAAUGCGAAAAAUAAACGAAAAAAAAAUAUAUACAUAUGAACGUAGAUAUCCAUUUUUUUUUCAAUCCAGUUUAAAAAGAAAAUAAUAUUUGAUAUUAACCUUGUUCGUACAAUCGCAACAUUCAUUUUUCGUCAAAUUGAUUCACUUACUAAUAUUCGAUAGUCCUGAAAAUGAAAAUGCAGGAAAAGAAUGUUUCAUUUUGUUCCCUGGUCACAUUCUUAUAUUAAUUUGUCACACAGUUAUUUAUCUUUCUCUAUUUCGCAAUCCGAUUGGCAAAAGUCAUGUAGAGAAGGGAUAGUGAACAGAUAAAGACCGUGAAACAAACAUAAACAUUUGACUCGCUUGGUAUUGAUAAUAGAGUAAUGAUAAUGAUAAUGAGAACAACGAAAAUAAGUCAACAAUUGUUUAAUCGUUAUUAUUAUUAAUGCUUUAUUGAUAAUAAUUAUUAUUACACGUAUGCUACUUGAAAAAAUAUCACAAUUAUUAUUGGAUACUUGAAACAGAAAAGCGGAGCUGAAAUAAACAAACAACACCCACCCAAGUAUCGGGUGAGUGUGCGUAUAAUCAAUCCUUAGCAGUUUAUUUUUCAAAUGAUUGAAAUCUAGGUCGAUAUAAAAUUUCUUAUCAAGAUGAACACGUCUAAUUGCAAAUUCUCUUACAUUUCCUACUUAUGGAAUUAUCAAUUUUUCAUUUCAUGCAAAUUGUUCAUAUUGUUUACGACACACGUUCGAAUUAUUUGAGAUUUAGUACAACGUAAAGAAUAGAGAGGGAGAGAAAGAAAAGAAUAGAAAGUACAUUUCAAUAGUAUAAUAUUAAAGUAGUUUUUUAAUGUCAUGGAAAAUUGUGAGUUUUUUCUUUUUUACUUUUUUUUCUGUCAUUUUGCUCGCAACACGUUAAUAUUAUUUAUUAAUAUUAUCUUGAAAACUUAUACAGAAUUGUUAGAUUUUUUUUUUUUUUUUUUAUGUUUUUUUUUUCUAACUCGAGAGAUUAAUAGCUGUAAAGAUCUACACAAAGGGCGCAAAAAUAAAAAGUAAGGAAAACAUUAUUGUUACAACGCCUAGUUUAGCAAAUCUAUUCGCCCGUUGUUUUAUUAUUAAACAAUAAGGUUUUGAACCCAGUUUUGUAAAUGCGAAUGAACUUCUUAUUCGAAACUUCACAGAUUUUUCUAGCUUCCAAUAGGCGUAAUUAUUAUAAUAACGUAUAUCAAAGUAUAAAACGUCAAA